Messenger RNA from Stegodyphus dumicola, 509 nucleotides. RefSeq names its product alanine aminotransferase 2-like. NCBI's taxonomy places the organism in Eukaryota, Metazoa, Arthropoda, Arachnida, Araneae, Eresidae. Gene Ontology annotation, biological process: biosynthetic process. Gene Ontology annotation, molecular function: pyridoxal phosphate binding; transaminase activity. The record is from RefSeq and is a predicted model, not a curated record.
GAAAAAUCUAGCAUUCUACAAGCUCUUAAGGAAAAGGCACAAUACUGCUAUGAAAAGCUUAAUAGUGUCGAAGGUUUAUCCUGUAGUAAAGUAGUUGGAGCUAUGUUCGUAUUUCCGAAGAUUGAACUUUCAAAGAAAGCUUUAAAAGAAGCUCAGAGACGGAGACAAAACCCUGAUGAAUUUUACUCAAUGGAAUUAGUCGAAACUGCUGGGGUAUGUGUAUUACCAGGACACCUUUUCGGCCAAAGACCAGGAACACAUCAUUUUCGAUUAACAAUCCUGCCGCAGAUGGACAAACUAAAAAUAGUCAUAGAACACCUUCUUGAGUUUCAUCUGAAAUUCUUAGAGAAGUACAAGGACUAAAUUUGGUAUCAGAUUCAGGACCAAAUUUGGUUUCGAGGACUAAAUUUUAAUGCAAAUCUUUUUAAAUACCAGUGUAGAAUGAGUUAUUCAAGACAUAAUUCUUGUUCUUUUAUUAUUAAUUAUAGAAAUAAAGAGAAUGAGUGGGC